AUGAACGUAAUUCUCUUAUCCCUCAGAGAGUCACCUCAUAGCAUCAAACAACUUGAUCAAAUCCUCACCCAAACCAUCACAACUGGUCUCAUCCUCACCACCCCCGUUUGGAAUUGCAUUCUUAGAGCCUAUUCCAAGAGCCCCAAACCCACCAUAGCCAUUCUCAUUUACAACCAUCUCAUUAGAUCAAACUCUAUUCGCCCAGAUAACUACACUUUCCCAGCUCUACUCAGGGCCUGUUCAUGCAUGCCUUCACUUUCCAAAGGAAAAGAAAUACACGCCCAUAUAGCAAAAGUAGGCCUGGAUAGCGAUGUUUACGUACAAAAUGCUUUUAUUCACUUGUAUGGAUCCACUGGCCAAAUAGUUGAUGCCCAGAAAUUGUUUGAUAAAAUGUCUCACAGAGACUUGGUUAGUUGGAAUUCACUUCUUGCAGCCUAUUGUUCCAAUUCCGCGUUGCAGAUUAAAGCACUAGCUUUGUUCAAACAGAUGGUUUAUGAAGGCAUUGGGGUUGAUAAGUUCACUUUGGUGAUUAUACUGUCAGUUCUUGUAGAAGUAAGAAGGGCAGGAUAUGGAGCUGUAGUCCAUGGCCAUGUCAUAAAAGUUGGACUUGCUUGUAUCUUGCAUUUGGAGAACACGCUGUUGAAUGUCUACGUGAAAUGUGGGAACAUGAACGCAGCACUAAAAUUGUAUAAUGAGAUGGGUGAUAGGAGAGAUAUAGUGUCUCAUACUGUUUUGAUCAAUGGAUAUGUUGAGGCAGGAUUUGUAGAUUCGGCUCGUGAUAUUUUUGAUUGGACGAUUGUCAAAGAUAAAAUUUUGUGGAACUCAAUGAUUCAUGGUUAUGUUGAGGCCAAGCGUCCAAGGGACGCUUUAGAACUUUUCAUGAGAAUGGAGAAUGAGAUGGUUAGACCAGAUGAAAUGACUAUAGUCAGCAUUCUUGCUGUUUGUGCUUGCUCGUCAAACCUGCAAUAUGGUAGGCUUCUUCAUCGUUUGAUCCUCAGAAGCAACAUGACACCAGAUGUCUUCAUUGGGACAGCCCUGAUUGACAUGUACUCAAAGUGUGGAAGUUUAGACGAAGCCAUGCUAACAUUCUACAAAAUGGCUGAAAGGGAUGUUUUCACUUGGACGGCAGCAAUUGCUGGACUGGCAAAUUAUGGUUAUGCGAAUGAAGCUUUGAAGUUGUUUGAUCAGAUGGAGGAUCGGGGAGUUGACCCUAAUGAGGCGACUUUUGUUUCUGUAUUGGCAGCUUGCAGACAAUCAGGGCUAGUUAAUGAAGGUUGCUUAUUGUUCGGUAGGAUGGUGAGAUUUUACAAUAUCCAACCAAAGGUUGAGCACUUUGGCUGUCUGAUUGAUCUCUUGGGCAGGGCUGGUCUGGUAGAUAAAGCAGAGGAGUUCAUCAAAACCAUGCCACUGGGAGAACGACCCAUAGCUUAUAAAACCCUGCUUAGUGCCUGCAUUAGCUACUCAAAAAUUGAUCUUGGGUUGAAGGUUGUUGAUGAACUGAGUAGGUUGGGUUCAAAUGACCAUUCAGUUUAUAUCUUGCUGUCGAACUUCUAUGCGCUUGCAGGAGAAUGGUCUAAAGUUGCUGAUAUGAGAAGAAAUCUCAAAAGGUUUGGCCUGGCGAAAGCAGCGGGAAUUAGUUCCCUAGAAGUGAAAACCUGA
Diospyros lotus (date-plum) is the source of this 1659-nucleotide messenger RNA. Its product is annotated as pentatricopeptide repeat-containing protein At2g22410, mitochondrial-like. The transcript has a single exon. The coding region runs from base 1 to 1659 and encodes 552 amino acids. Gene Ontology annotation, biological process: RNA modification. Gene Ontology annotation, molecular function: RNA binding; protein binding. Lineage: Eukaryota; Viridiplantae; Streptophyta; Magnoliopsida; Ericales; Ebenaceae. The record is from RefSeq and is a predicted model, not a curated record.